This is a messenger RNA of Symbiodinium natans, 1347 nucleotides long. The record is from the annotation of a GenBank genome assembly. Lineage: Eukaryota; Dinophyceae; Suessiales; Symbiodiniaceae.
GACACCGUCCUCCUGCCGCCACUGAAGCCGAAUCCUGGCCGCCCCUCUACCGUGGCAAGAAGGGAGAACCGUCGCAGGCAGAUGCUGGCAGACCAGAUGAUCGAGCGGACGGAGAGGUCCGAGAUCGUCGCGGAAGCUGGGCUCGUCGCGGAUCGACUCGACAGCUUCGAGGUCCUCUCGGAAGCCUUCGGCAACGAUGUCCGGGGCGUUACGGAUCGCCUGGAGGACAUGGCGCGCAGCAUCCGCUUCGAGAACUGGCGGUCCAAGCAGGAGGAGAAGGAGCGCAAGCGCCGGGAGGAGGAGAAGCGGCUCCAGGAGGAGGAGAAGCGCAAGGCCCGCAAGCGAGAGCAGGAGGCUGCGGACCCGAAGAAGAAGGUGGCCCUGCGCAUCGAGAACCGGCGACGCUUCGACGGGGACGUCGCGAAAGCGACGAUUCCAAUGCACCCCGUAGAGGUGGAUGGGCCCUCGGGUCGCGAGACGGUGUCCCUGGUGGACGUGGAGAACCUGCAGAGCCGGUGUCUGCAGCUCCGAGGAAAGGCCGGUAUCGAGGCCUUCAUCGACAUGGUCCGCACGCGGGAGGAGCGCGAGGCCAUAAACCCGAGGAAGGACGUCGAUGCCCUGUCGCCCCAGUCGGCACGCUCCACUGGAAUGAAGUCCUCCAUCAGCGGCUACAGCACCCGCGACUCCCUCCAGGAAUUGACCUGGGAUGAGCGACGUCACGGCGUGCUGGCACGGAGGCAGGCGGUUCGUGUGGAGACCAUCCUCAAGAAGUUGUGCUCCAUGCGAAGCAGCCUACCUAUGGACAUGUGUAUCGAGCUGGGCUCCCUGCAGGCCUACUUCGACUUCGAGAAGAGCCGUCCGGAAACGGAGGUCGAUUCCCUGCAGACGGUUGUCGCCCAAAGCCUGAACGGGCUCAUCGACAACUUGGCCAACAAGCUCGCCGCCGCACCGGAGAGCACGCGCAGCUGCUUGUUCCAGUCGUUGGGCCGACUCAACCAGUGUGCAACUGGCGAGCAGCUAAGCAUGUCUGGGCGCUUAGCUGGAUCGACAAGCCUUGCCAGCACGGACCGCAACCUGGAGUUGGAGCUCCUCCGGGCGCGGACGAAGGAGAGGGCCAGGCGCGGACGGGCCAUUCUGCGGGCUUUGGCCCGUUGGACGCUGGUCUUCGCCACUGUGCGGAAGCGCAACCGGUGCGUGGAGAUGAUCAAGGUCACCCUCGGGCAGCUUGGCGAGUGGGCACGGGUCAAGUCGGCCAUGAAGAAGGCAGUGGACUCCGUGCGGCGCAUUCAGCAAAACUGCCGGCUGUUUUUAGUCGCCAAAAGAGAGAGGUGCAGGCAAAUCGAGAAG